GAAAAAAGAAAAUUGGCGAGUUUCAACUGUGUGACCCGAUGCCGGUUCGCGGGUCUUUUCCUCCCCCACAAGAAUCAGAAUGUCACCGUUUUUCUGAAGCCGACGAAACGUGAAUUGAAUCAACUUUCAAACACAAUGUUGAUUUCAUGUAAAACAAUCCAUUUCUAGUUCAUAUUAUUCAAACUGUUAUUGGAGUCUAUAGCAAAUUGGGUAGCAGAAACCUUUUCAGGGAGUCUGAACACUCAAUUUCGGAACCUCCACCGGCCAACUCGAUCAAAGAUACUUGUUUGGCUGAGCCACCGUAUGCACCGUCGUCGGGGUCCGCCGCUGCCGUAUUGCUCAAAGUCUGAAAAGAAGAAACGGUUCAGAUAAUGCUUGUGUAAUUGUCGCUAGAAAGAAAUAACUUCAGGAUGGAACAAGGUCACGUUAAAGAAAUGGAAAGCGGAAAAAGUAAAGCUGAAGUUGAAAGCCUGCUUGAUCUACUGCCACCAGUUGACUUCUGCUGUGCAUAUGGCUCCACUCUUCACCCAAACAAUCUUGACAAGAAAUCCAUGGUUGACUGUAUUCUUGGUGUUUCGGAUCCUGAAAAAUGGCAUUCUGAGAACUUAAAGAUGAACCACAAUCACUAUGCCUCCUGGUUGGCGCACCUAGGGGGAGCAAGGCUGAUCACUUGUGUAGCUGAUAAUAUUGGAGCUGGCGUUCACUUUAAUCCAUUUGUUAACUUGAAUGAUAAGAUGUACAAGUAUGGAGUUGUUAGAAUGGAUGACUUGACGAACGACAUUUUGGACUGGCAGAAGUUCUAUAUGUGUGGUCGUUUGCAAAAACCAGUGAAUAUCCUUGUGGAUAAUUUGGACCUUGAAAAUGUGAACCAUGUUAAUCUCAGAGCCGCUACCUCAGCUGCUCUUCUCCUUUUGCCAUCAAACUUCACCGAGGAGGAUUUGUAUGCUAAAAUAUGCAGCCUCUCAUAUAUGGGAGACAUAAGGAUGCUUUUUGCAGAAGACAGAGAUAAAGUAAAAAAGAUUGUACAAGGGCAGUUCAAUCUAUUUCAACGAAUGUAUAGACCGUUCUUGGAAGAAUAUGCAACGAAAGACUUACUAAGGGUUUCAUCUCUUGGUGGUGAUGCUCAAGCAAAUAUUGCUCAGGACUCUGGGCAUUUUUCUGCUUCGCAUCUUGUCUCGCAUCUUCCACCAUCAAUCAGAAGCCAAAUGGCAGCAAGACUAGGAGAGAAGAGAAUACCCAUGGAAUCCGGUAAAGUUGUACGGGAAGUGGCGUUCAGCUCAAAACAUGAGGCGGCCGAAUGUAUGCGUAAGAUUGUGAGAAACAGAGUUAUGGUUUCAAGUGCAAGGCAAGCUGUGGCUGGUCUGUUGACAGUCGGUGUGGUUGGUGGAGCUCAAUAUGUUGCAAGGAAAAUGCAGAAGGCCUGGAAGUCUAGGACAUAAUUUUCUACCUCCUUUCCAGCACAUAUGCCGAGGGCUCAACAGCCGAAAGUUGCCACCCCCUUUCAUGUCCAUCGCUGCAGAGUGAAGAACAAGAAGGUAAUGCAAAGGCUUAAAACAUUCUGGGCGAUGGGUACGUCUUUCUUUAGAAAGCGACCUGGGUAGUUUGAAUUAACAAUUUUGUAAGAGCCUAGUAUAGGUGAUAGUUUUUACCUUAUAAAUGGCAAUGCAACUUGUAGUCAGAUUGUUACUUCUCAGGUUUAAGAUUACAUUAUAAUUACUCAUUUCAUCUCAAAAUGAUUUUGUUGUUUGUUGUACUGGAAUCCAUUUUAGUAUAUCAAAUAAAACAAUGACAAUGUUAC
Molecule: messenger RNA, 1798 nt
Organism: Oldenlandia corymbosa var. corymbosa
Lineage: Eukaryota; Viridiplantae; Streptophyta; Magnoliopsida; Gentianales; Rubiaceae
Source: the annotation of a GenBank genome assembly